AUGGAGGAGCUGUACAAGGACGCCCCAAACCUGCCCAUGGACGUCACCAGCUCGCCCUCGGCAAUGGCCAACAACAAGCUGGAGAACGGGGUGGCCCAGCUGAUCACGGCGGAGGCCUGGAACAUCAACUCGGCCGACCUGAUGAAGAAGGCCCUGUCCCCGCUGGUGACCGUCCCCGCGCCCUCCAUCCUGACACCGCCGGCCGAGUCGCAGAGCGGGGUGGCCCUGAAGGUGGCGGCCACUGUGCUGCAGCCCAUCUGCCUAGGGGACAGCCCCGUCGUCCUGCCCAUCCACCUGCAGGUUGCCGGCAGCGCCGCCCCACAGAUGCCAGCUACCAACGCUGCCACCCCCUACGUCAUGACCAGCCAGGGCCCCGUCCCGCUGCCCGUCCUCCUGGAGCAGCACGUCUUCCAGCACCUGAACUCGCCCCUGGUGCUGCCCCCAGGGGCCGCCUGCCCUGCCAGCCCCCUGCACGCCGGCCUUUUCCCCGGUGCCGCCGCCCCCGUCGGGCAGCCCCAGCUCCUGGACCCCAAGCCCUCCGGCCAAGCCCAGGAGCCCGUCCUGCCCCCCGUCUUUCAGACACCGGGGUUCGCCGCUGUCCUUCAGGACCUGUUUCCCUCGCAGGGAGCCCUGGGCUCUACCCCCUGCCAGCCCCCGCCCGACUACACCACCCUCCCACCCCAGGCCUUCAGCUCGCCCCUCUCCCCGCUGGUGCCCCCCGCCACACUGCUGGUGCCCUACCCCGUCAUCGUGCCCCUGCCCGUCCCUGUCCCCAUCCCCAUCCCUGUCCCCAUCCCCGUGCCCCACGGCGCCGAGGCCAAGGCGGCCCCCGACCCGCCCAAGCCGACACUCUUCACCCCACAGGCAGGAGGAGGCCAGGGCCCCGCCAGGCCAGGGAGGAGGCGGCGGUGUGGAGGAGCUGUGUGCCGAUGCGGCGGGGGGGGGCGGGGGGGGGGGGGGGGGCCCGCCGCGGGGGGCCCGCCCGGGCUGCUGCGGCAGCCGCAGAAGUGGUUGGUGGAGCAGGCGGGCAGGGCGGGCUGCGAGCCCAAGGCCGGCAACAACAUCGAGAUCGUCAGCACCUCGCAGACAGCCAAAGUCAUCGUCUCCGUCAAGGACGCCGUGCCCACCAUCUUCUGCGGCAAGAUCAAGGGCCUGUCGGGGGUCUCCACCAAAAACUUUUCCUUCAAAAGGGACCUGCCCCAGGACUCGGUGCUGCAGUGCUACGACGUGAAGAGCCCGCCCGAGCCCCGUGACAGCACCGAGGCCCUCAGGAAACCUGUCAAAAACAGGAGCGUAAAGCUAAAGAAAAUGAACUCACCGGAGAUACAUAUUCUUCCAAUCAAGAAGCAACGGCUUGCUGCCUUUUUUCCAAGAAAGUAAAUUAUGGGUUUUUAGAAUUUUAAGAUUAUUAUGAGAAGAAGAAGAAAAAAAAAUAAUAAGAAAGAUGCACUUGGUUUUAAACUCAUUUAAAACUUUAAACUAUCUUUGUAAGUUAUUUUUGGGGGAAGGGGGAGAGGAUCGGAUGUAGAGUUCCUAUAAGCUGGGUUGGUUUUUUUUUCUUUCUUUUUUUUGUUAUCGAAUUUUGACUUUUCAUGGGAAACUGAAUAAAAAGCAACCUAUUUUUCAAGCAGAUUGCACAUUUUGCAGCUUUAAUGGAGUAAUGGAUGAGUCAGAGGGGUAAGAGCUAUUUUCACUGCCAUAAAGUGCUUUGAUGAUGUAAUUCUUCAUAAUGGUCGGAAUGGAAAUUUCAAAAUAAAUGUUUGUACGUGCUAA
This is a messenger RNA of Nipponia nippon (crested ibis), 1773 nucleotides long. The record is from RefSeq and is a predicted model, not a curated record. NCBI's taxonomy places the organism in Eukaryota, Metazoa, Chordata, Aves, Pelecaniformes, Threskiornithidae.